Molecule: messenger RNA, 2604 nt
Organism: Vidua chalybeata
Lineage: Eukaryota; Metazoa; Chordata; Aves; Passeriformes; Viduidae
Exons: 3
Coding region: 1120-2571 (483 amino acids)
Source: RefSeq, a predicted model, not a curated record
GCAGCGACAGAGGGCAUGGGAGGGAGCCCCAGGGAGUGUCUGCACCCCGGCCUGUGUCCUCUGCCCCGCUCCCAGCUCGGCCAGCUGGCCCGGUGUCCAGCAGCAUCCCGUAGCCCGCUGCAGGCCGCCUGGGUGGGAGUGUGGCUCCCAGCGCGGCUCCUGGCUGGACAGGCAGGGAGCUUUCCCUCGUAACCUGCUUUAAGGAGCACACAGCGAGGGAGGCUGGGGCUGGAACACCCGUCACCAGCUCCAACCCUGCCUUUUCUUUAGAGCAGGUGACUUUGGCCCCUGGCUGUGCUUUCCAAAGCCGUGAGCUCUGUGUGCAGCAGCUCCAAGGCAGCUUCCAAGGCUUUCAGUCGGGCUCACCCGUGCUCCCGAGCCAGGCAGGCGAGUGCCGGAGCACGGAUUCGGUGAGACACAUUGUGAGUUUUUUAAAAGAAAAUCCUGGAGCCAUCAGAGAAGGAUGCAUUUGACCACUUGCCGGGGAUGGAAAAGCCUUGUAUCAACAUCUCCGAGGGCCUGAGCUCAGCUCCUGGCUGCAGGCGGAGAUGGGCUAUGCUGUGCCAGGGUGAAGGGUCAGUGUUCUGUUUCUCCUUGGUUCUGCUGCCCUGAGUGUCCUCCAGCACCGCGGGAAGCGCUCGGGCCGCUGGGAUUUCUGCAGCUCCCAGGGGAGUCAGAAUUUACUCUUUGGUAAAUGUGGGACGCAUUCCCUGAAAGAUCGGGAAACACUCGGAUUUCGUUUCAAGCAGCGCAGCAGAAAAGCGAUCCUCACUUAUAAGUUCCUGUGGCAGUUCGCUGCCCCAGGUGUAACUUCCCCCUCCCUGAUUGCCGAUAAUUGAUGCCAGUGAGUGGCUAAUUGCACCCAUUUAGCGCCCCGUUUGUGUCGGCUGCUCGGGCGGGGAGUUGGUGUUUGCACCAGGUGACACCGAAAUGAUUUCCUGGGUGUUUGGGCGCGGUUCGCGCAGAGCGAACAUUGAAUUUGGCGUGUGGAACAUCCUGUGCAGAGACAUCGGAGCCGGCCUGUGGCUGCGCGCUGCCUCCACUCCUGCGGGGAGCAAGGGGUGCAGUCUGUGCCAGAAAGUGAUGACGGAGUCUGUAACUUAAUUCUGGGUGGUUUGAAUGUCCCUGCAUGUUUGCACCUUCUGGCAGUUUCUGUUUGCUGGUGCAUCCUGCCUGGGACGGGGAUGUGCCCGGCCCAGCUCUGGCCACGCCAGGGUCAGGUGGAGGAGCCCCCCCACCAACCCGCGGGGUGCAGCCCUGGCCCCGACAGCCCCAAGUGUGCCCCUGGCCCCCGUGGAGCCCCGGCUUGCCCGGCCCCCGUGGAGCCCCGGCUUGCCCGGCCCGUCCCUGCCCGGUGGAAGGGUCGUGUCCCGCUGGGUUGUACCUGUGGGGGUUGAGCUGUGGGGAUCCCUCCUGCUCACGGCAGCUCUUCUGUCCCCUCACCUGUCCCGGGGGACGAGGGCUGUGUUCCUCAGGGAGCUGCUCCGUGCCGCCUCCCAGGUUUGCUGGAUCUGUGGGCAGCGGUGCUGGAGCAGACAGAGGGCCCUGCUGUGUGCAGACAGACAGACAGACAGACCCCAGUGUGCUGCGUGCACCUGGAGCACUGCCAGGGGAACAUGGAAAGCAGAUGUUGGACUGGGACCUGCUGGAGAAGCCCCGGGCCCUCGCUUCCUCCCGCGCCUCUGUGGUCAGGGCUGGAGCCGGGAGCUGUGCGGGACUCAGCCGAGCCCGGUGCAGGGAAUGUCUGCAGGGAAUGCCUGCAGGGAAUGCCUGCUCACAGCCCAGUGCAGGGAAUACCUGCAGGGAAUGCCUGCAGGGAAUGCCUGCUCACAGCCUGGUGCAGGGAAUGUCUGCAGGGAAUGCCUGCAGGGAAUGCCUGCUCACAGCCUGGUGCAGGGAAUGCCUGCAGGGAAUGCCUGCUCACAGCCUGGUGCAGGGAAUGUCUGCAGGGAAUGCCUGCAGGGAAUGCCUGCUCACAGCCCAGUGCAGGGAAUGCCUGCAGGGAAUGCCUGCAGGGAAUGCCUGCAGGGAAUGCCUGCUCACAGCCCGGUGCAGGGAAUACCUGCAGGGAAUGCCUGCAGGGAAUGCCUGCAGGGAAUGCCUGCUCACAGCCCGGUGCAGGGAAUGCCUGCAGGGAAUGCCUGCAUUGUGGCAUUCACAGAUGCAGGAGCAGCCACAGGUCCCGUCACACAGGAGCUGAGGCACAGCCAGGAGCUGAGGUGCUGGCGCUGCUUUUCCCUGCUCCCGAGGCAGCCUGGAGCUGCUCUGGGUUACCCUGCAGUGGGGUGGCCGCUGUGGGCAGCUGGGUGUGGGUCCCCCUCAGCGUCUGGCCAGCCCUGCUUGUUCUUUGGGGGUAGCACUGGGGAUCUGGGCCCUUCCCCACGGGUCUGGGCCAGACCCCCACAUCCAUUUGAACUUCCCAAAGAAAGACCCCGAUGGGUGAGAUCCCAGCUGGGCUCCACAAACCUCCCCGACUUCCACCAGCCAAGGAAUGGGAGUUCUCUCACUUCUCCUUUGUCCUUUGCUGUGUCACCUCGUGCUUGCUCACCAGCUCUGGGGGCUGAGCAGUAGGGGAUAUAUCUGCACCGUGAAAAAGGAUCCUAA